Messenger RNA from Quercus lobata, 1596 nucleotides. RefSeq names its product putative disease resistance protein RGA3. Gene Ontology annotation, molecular function: ADP binding. NCBI's taxonomy places the organism in Eukaryota, Viridiplantae, Streptophyta, Magnoliopsida, Fagales, Fagaceae. The transcript is spliced from 2 exons. The coding region runs from base 1 to 1596 and encodes 531 amino acids. The record is from RefSeq and is a predicted model, not a curated record.
AUGGCUAAGGCUAUCGUUACUAAUGUCGCUAAGGGAAUACUAACAAAUCUGAUUCCACAGAUUAUUGAGCAGAUUGGCCUUGCUUGGGGCUUCAAGGAUGAGCUGAAAUGGCUUCGUGACUCAGUACAGAUGAUUCAAGCUGUGCUGGCUAAUGCAGAGAAAAGGCAAGUGGGAGAAGAGUGCGUGAGGCUUUGGCUGCAGAGGCUUAAAGAUGUUGCUUAUGAAGCUGAUGACGUGUUAACUGAGCUUGCUUAUGAGGAUCAUCGGCAAAAGGUAGAGAUCCAAAACCAAAUGAAGUGCAUGGUAUGGUUCUUUUCAAUUUUAAAUAGCAUUGCAUUCCAUUUUAAGAUGGCCAACAAAGUUAAGACUAUUGUUGAUUCACUAAAAAGGAUUAAUGCUGAAGCAAAUGGAUUUGGACUUAGAGUCGAAUCAAUAAAUGCUAAUCUUGAUACUAUGCUAAACCAAGAGACAAACAACUUUAUUGAUAAUUCAGAAGUUGUAGGAAGGGAAGACAGUGUUUCAGAAAUAGUGGAGUUAGUAACAAAUACAACUAGUGAAAAACUCUCAAUCAUUCCCAGAGUUGGAAUGGCAGGUUUGGGGAAAACAACUUUAGCAAAAUUGGUCUACAAUAAUGAGUUAGUAAAGAGUUAUUUCAAUAAGAAAAUAUGGGAUGUGGAAAAGGAUGAUUAUAAUAAUGUUAAGAGUUGUAAGAUGCAUGAUUUGGUACAUGAUCUUGCCCUCUCAAUUUCAAAUUUUGAAACUUUGAUUUUGGAGAAAGAUUCACAGGAUAAUAUCAAUCAUGUACAGGAUGACAUCAAUUAUGUAUGGCGUUUAUUAAUCCAAUAUGAUGGGGAAAUAGUACCAAAAAUUCCACUUUCAAAUGACCGUGUUCGGAGAAUGCGAACACUUGUUUUAGAAAAUGCUAUGUCUGGAAACAUAUUUUCAGGUUUUAAAUGCUUGCGUGUUCUAAAAUUAUCUGGGCAUCAGAUAACAGAGUUAUCAGACUCAAUUGGUUGCUUGGUACACUUGAGGCUUCUCCACAUCUCAAAGACUAAAAUCAAAGCAUUACCAAACUCCAUCACCAAGCUCUACAAUUUGCAAACUUUAAGACUUGAAGGCUGUAAUGAUCUUAAAGAGCUUCCAAAAGAUCUAAAAAUAUUGGAUAACUUGAGGCAUAUUUAUGUCAAUAUUUAUUUUCUUAACAUCAAGCGAUUACUGAAAUAUAUGGGGAAUUUGAAAUGUCUACAAACGUUGUCAUUUUUCCCGGUGGGUCAAGAUGUAGGUGAGCAGAUUAAGGAAUUGGGGUGCUUGAAUCAACUUAGUGGAGAAUUAGACAUUUGGAAUCUAGAGAAUGUGAGAGAUCAAGAAGAAGCUAGAAGUGCAAAUUUAGCAAUAAGGGCGAAAAUGAACCAGUUAAGAUUUCACUGGAGUCUUAGUCCAAAUAAAGCAGUCAACCAUUGUAAUGAUGAAGAAGUGUUCAAAGGCCUCCGCCCUCAUCAAAAUUUGAAAUCCAUAACAAUUGAUGGCUUUGGUGGAAAGAAAUUCCCAUCAUGGAUGUCGCUUUUUGACAAUUUGAUCCAGAUAAAUUUAAUUUGA